ACCCGCUGUUUAAUCCACUCUCGCAGACUACAAAUGUGGGAGGGCACGGUUUGUUUGUCGCAUAGUGAUGACGUACAUUUGGCGCGCCUCGCCUCCUCCGAGCUGUUGUUGUUAACGGUCGUCUGAACGCUCGUCGCAGCAGAAUUAACGGUGUCCUCCGUCAGUGAUGUCUCAACCCCCGCAGCAGACGGUGCCUUCCGCCCCGGACUCCCCCGCCCUGGUGGUCACCAGCAACGUGCAGAAAUACGCGAUAAAGAAGAAGAAAGUGCUGAGUGCGGAAGAGAGCGAGCUGUUCGAGCUGACCCAGGCUGCAGGCAUCACCGUGGACCAGGAGGUCUUCAAGAUCAUAGUGGACCUGUUGAAGAUGAACGUGGCUCCUCAAGCUGUGUUCCAGACUCUGAAGGCGAUGUGUGCAGGUCAGAGGGUAGCUGAGAGCUGCGGCGGCGUCGAGCCUUCAACCGUCUCCCACACGACCAGCAUCACCACAGCGCCGACAGAGGCCAGAGAAGAGGACUCUUUGGUCUCUGGAAAGAGCCCUAAGCCUCCUGCAGCUCCCCCCUCAGCGUCUGGCCCCAGAGCCACCAGGGUCAGCACUAAGAUUGUGGUCUACGGCCCCCAAGACGCUAGCUCUCCUCACUCUCAAGUGCGCAGUAAAGCCGGAGCGAGCCACAGCGAGAAGAGCCGCGAGGCGUCCAGCCAGCGGGUGCAGCGGCAGCCCAGCGCCACCAGAGGGCAGAAGACUAAGAGCUCCGGCAGCAGCAGCUCCUCCUCACAGAUCAACUCCACAUGAGACUCAGGUCAACACCAGACCGUCUGUAAAUAUCUUGUUUUCUUUACACUUAAUUUAUCUGUUUGUUUGAAAGGGUUGGUUCACCUUAAUCACACCCCAAAACAUGUUUACUCAUUGCUGGAAUUUUGGUUUUAUUUGCCCAGGUUUUGAGACAACUAAUGCUUCUAUCUCGAUACAAUGGAGGGGAAGAGAAAGCACUGAAAAACAACCUGUUGAAAAUUAAAAUAAAAACAUGUAGAAGUAACUCUAGAUCAAAAGUUUUCACCUGUAACAACCCAGUUUACUCAAAAAAUAUUUUGAUAUAUCUGAUUUAUGAACAGGAGGUGAAAAAAUGCUAGCAAUAGUAUACUCUGUCAUUAAACUUGAGUACUUGUUCCUUGUUGUACAGCUUGAGCCCUUUUUUUAAAAAAAAAAAUUAGCUUAGUUUAAAGUGAGCCGAAUUCACUAUUAGCAGUUCCUGCUCACACUGUACAGCCAAGUAUUACUGAAUCACUUUGAAUCUGAGGAAAACAUAAAAACAUGAUGAUUCUGGGGUUACGAGAUGCUCCUAUUUUUCAAUGACUUAAGACAGAUUAUUGGACAUUCGUCUGACAAGUCAAAUUAUUCAGUGUGAGGUCUGUGAUGAGACACAUAUGUCAAAACCUUAGCAAAUAAAAUCUAAAAGCUAUUUGCAAGAUUGAAGAGAUAAAACUGCUGUUACCUGAGAAAAUGUGUGUUUUUGUGUGUGUCAUCAUAAUUUUGGUAAACCAACCUUUUUAAAAUUCUAACAUGACGUUAGAAAGUGUCUCCAGCUGUUUCUGUGAGUGAGUGAAGCCGUUUGUUUGGGUGCCAAGAAAAAAUAUAGAUUUUUUUUUUUUAAACUGGAAAAUGAAAAUGUCUGUAUUCAAUGUGCAACUUUUUAUAAAAUAAUCUUGAAUAAAUCCGAUAACAAUACA
This is a messenger RNA of Acanthopagrus latus (yellowfin seabream), 1725 nucleotides long. RefSeq names its product mitotic spindle organizing protein 2B (gene mzt2b). The transcript has 5 exons. Gene Ontology annotation, cellular component: spindle; centrosome. The record is from RefSeq and is a predicted model, not a curated record. NCBI's taxonomy places the organism in Eukaryota, Metazoa, Chordata, Actinopteri, Spariformes, Sparidae. Bases 167 to 790 code for a protein of 207 amino acids.